CAUGGGAGUCAUCCCUCUACAAUAAAUGGUUUUAAAGAGGAGGAUUUCCGGGCUUGCAAAUGGGGAACUUUUUCCAGAAUUUGGAAUUGUGCAAGAUGCUGAUCGUCUUGAUGCAAUUGGUGCAAUUGGUAUUGCUCGUUGCUUUACUUUUGGUGGAAGUAGGAGCAGGGUGCUACACGAUCCUACGAUUCAGCCUCGAUCAGAUUUAUCCAAGGAACAGUACAUGAAGAAAGAUGAGCAGACUACUGUGAAUCAUUUUCAUGAGAAGCUUCUGAAGCUGAAGGAUUUGAUGAAAACCAAGGUAAAAGCAAACUUGCCUGCCCAGGUUUUCUUAUCAUUUGUGUGCUUAAUAUGAACUUACAA
Molecule: messenger RNA, 363 nt
Organism: Corylus avellana
Lineage: Eukaryota; Viridiplantae; Streptophyta; Magnoliopsida; Fagales; Betulaceae
Source: RefSeq, a predicted model, not a curated record